AUGCAACGAUCCCCACGAGACGACAACCCCGACAACGACCAUGAGGCUGGAGAGAUUCGCUCUCGUCACCCACAUCACCAACAAAGGACGAUACCAAGGACUGGUGCGGUCAGGUCUGUCGAGGGAUGGGUAGUAUUUGUUACUGGAAUUCACGAGGAAGCACAAGAAGACGAUAUCAGCGACGCCUUCUCCGACCAUGGGACUGUGACAAAGAUGCAAAUGAACGUCGAUAGGCAGACUGGCCUUGCCAAAGGUUAUGCCUUAGUCGAGUAUGCGUCCCAAACAGAAGCACAGGAUGCCAUCAAUAACUUGCACGGUGCCAAAAUACUGGGGAAAACCAUUGCUGUCAAUUGGGCCUUCGUUAAACCAACGGGAUAUCGAUAG
Messenger RNA from Seminavis robusta, 384 nucleotides. The record is from the annotation of a GenBank genome assembly. NCBI's taxonomy places the organism in Eukaryota, Bacillariophyta, Bacillariophyceae, Naviculales, Naviculaceae.